AGAGAGAGAGAGAGCCAAACUUCUCCCGUCUACCUCGCGCUCCUCACUCCCUCCCUCCUCGCCGCAAUCUCUCCCUCCCCACCGGGGGCGCGAGCACCAACAGACCUUAGCGCCGCCCUCGAGCUGAGGCGGUUCUCGAAGCGCAGCGCAGCGCAAGGCCGGCGCCUGGACCGGAUCGAAUGCGCUCGAGGAAGGACGAGCGGCCUGAGAGGCCAUGAGCGCAGCGCGAGGGUGAAGUCGAGGAGAGCGAAGUCGGCAGGUAGGGGCGCAAGGAGUCGAGAGGAGUCGGCGCCAUGGGGUUCGAGAAGAGCGGGUACCGGGACGGGAUCUUCCACAGCCUAUUGCGCCCGAUUCCGACGCCGCGCAACGUCGACAUGGUGACGUACAUCCUGUUCCAGCAGCCGCAUCCGCAGCGGACGGCGCUGGUCGACAGCCCCACGGGCGCCAGCGUGAGCUACGCGCAGCUGCAGCGCAGGGUUCGGGCGGUGGCGUCGGGCCUGGCGCGCAAGGGCGUGAAGCAGGGCGACGUGGUCAUGCUGUGCAUGCCCAACUCCAUCCACUGGCCCGUGCUGCUCUUCGCCUCGUCCUUCCUCGGCGCCGUGGUCACCACGGCCAACCCCGUCAACAGCAUCCCCGAGCUGCGCCGCCAGGCGCAAGACUGUCGCGCCGCGUUCCUCAUCACCGUGCCCGAGCACUCGGCCAAGCUCGCUCCGCUCGGCCUGCCGACCAUUCUGAACGACCUCGAUGCUCUAGGCGUCGCGUCGCAAGUCGAAGUCGCGGGCGCCCCCGCCCCCGUCGCCCGCCUGUCCGAGCUUUUGCGGGCCGACCCCGACCGCGCGCCGCGGCCCUUCAUCCGCGAGUCCGACACCGCGCUGCUGCUCUACUCCUCGGGCACGACGGGCGCGAGCAAGGGCGUGGUGCUCACGCACCUGAACGUCGUCGAGUCCAUCAGCCAGAGGGACAGCCUGGACUGCCACCUGCGCGUCCCCGACGAGAUCGAGACGCACUUGGUCAUCAUCCCGCUCUUCCACGUCAUGGGCUUGUGCGUCGUCCUGGCCACGCUGCUGCGCCGCAGCCACAAGCUCGUCAUCGUCCCGAAGUUCGACUUCCCGUCCAUGCUGGCCGCCGUCCAGCGCUACAAGGUCACGAACAUGGGCCUCGUGCCGCCCAUCAUGGUGGCCCUGACAAAGAGUCCCCUCGUGUCGCAGUACGAUCUCAGCUCCUUGAAAGUCAUCGGCUACGGCGCGGCGCCCUCGGGCGACGUCAGUGGCGUCGCGCAGCGCAUCAAGGGCGUGAAACUGACCCAGGGCUAUGGGAUGACCGAGACGGCCGGGUCGGGCGCCGCCGUCAGUAAGGACUUCGUGGAGUAUGCGCUCGAACGGCGGUCCUGUGGCUUCCUGACUGCCAAUAUGCAGGCCAAGAUUGUGGAUGUGGGCACGGGCGAGGCCUUGCCUCCGAAUCGCGAAGGCGAGCUUUGGCUGCACGGACUGAACGUUAUGCGAGGGUACUUGAACAACGAGAAGGCCACCGCUGAAACCUUGGACAAGGACGGCUGGCUGCACACCGGCGACCUUGCGAAAUUCGACGAGAAUGGAUUUCUGUACAUCGUCGAUAGACUUAAGGAGCUCAUCAAGUACAAUGGUUUCCAGGUUGCCCCAGCGGAGCUGGAAAGUGUUCUCCUGAAUCAUCCUGAAAUUGUGGAUACGGCAGUCGUACCUUUUCCAGAGGAGACGGUGGGAGAAAUACCUGUGGCUUUCGUCGUAAAGCGUCCUGGGAGCUCGCUAACUGCGGAUGCGGUCAUGGACUACGUUGCCGAGCAGGUGAGUCCCUACAAGAAAGUUCGAAGAGUCGUCUUCGUUGACAUCAUUCCAAAGCUGGAAUCGGGUAAAAUACUUCGGCGUGAUCUGAAGAACUUGCUGGCUCCUACUUCGAAAUUGUGAUGGGAAAGACAGUCCUCGCCGAACAGAUUUUCCAACUCAUUUUACUGUUUGCACGUGUACAUAUCCACAACCUGGCCGAUCCGAGUCAUGGUCCUCCCAAGAGUGAGAGCUCUCUGAACUCACAACCUUUUCCCGGUGGUUGAACCCCUGCUAUGACAUCAUGGCAGGUCCUGACCUGUGCAGUGGUAUGAGAGCAGGCUACGAUGUUUCUAGGCUCAUCUAGUGUGCUGCGUAAGGAAAACUUAAGUCAACAUUGCCUUCACAGCGAAUCAAGUUAUUAAUGAAGGACUGUAAUUAUUUCUGGGAAGUGACGAGAAAGAACAACUAGAGUAAGUCUUCUUGGCACGGAAAGAUUGAACGAUAGUCAAUGUCUCAUCAAAGUCGAAUUUGUGCUCUCUCAAAGAGAGAGGUAGGUGUGAAGUAAUAUAUUGACUGUCUAGCUGUGUAAUAAGUCCAUGUAGGAACUUCAGAGUAGCUGGAUGUACCGAUUUAGAGUAAAUUAGCAAACAUUUUCUACACCAUUUCGGAAACAUGCCAGUGCUCUCAUCAUCAAGAUGAGAGCUUGUGUACAAAUAUUGGACAUCCCAUUUUCAAACUAGUCAUAUGGAUGUUCAGCCCCUUGCGCUCAACGGCGUUGCAUAAUUUUUCAUCUAUUUCUUGUCAUACC
Molecule: messenger RNA, 2607 nt
Organism: Marchantia polymorpha subsp. ruderalis
Lineage: Eukaryota; Viridiplantae; Streptophyta; Marchantiopsida; Marchantiales; Marchantiaceae
Source: the annotation of a GenBank genome assembly